Molecule: messenger RNA, 1912 nt
Organism: Gadus chalcogrammus (walleye pollock)
Lineage: Eukaryota; Metazoa; Chordata; Actinopteri; Gadiformes; Gadidae
Gene: rergla
Product: RERG/RAS-like a
Exons: 5
Coding region: 245-874 (209 amino acids)
Molecular function (GO): GTPase activity; GTP binding
Source: RefSeq, a predicted model, not a curated record
GACGUCACACGCACAGAGAAAAGACCCAAAGCACUCCGAGCAGCCAGCGAGCGCUCAUUGCAGUCUGGCCCAGAACCCGGACAGUGGCUCUGUGUUGCGUAUAAUAUUAUAUGUCUUUUGUCGUUUUUAAAGCGUCAAGGAAUGCUCAGCUAAUUUUAGCAAUCGUUUGUUUUAUUGUAUUCUGCAGGACGUUAAGUGUUGGUAUUUAGUUUGCGGUUAUUGAAACUAACGGUUGGACGCGGAUAUGAAUGACAUCAAACUGGCUGUGCUGGGCAGCGAGGGAGUGGGGAAAUCAGCUCUCAUCGUUCGGUUCCUCACGCGGAGGUUCAUCGGGGAGUACGCCUCGUUGACCGAGUGUAUCUACAGAAAGCGUCUAACUCUGGAUGGGAGACAGCUUAACGUGGAGCUGUAUGACCCCUGCUCACAGGUGUGUGCGGGGAAGUCUGCGCUGAGCGACCAGAUCCACUGGGGCGACGGUUUCUUGGUCAUCUACGACAUCAGCGACCGGUCCUCCUUCCAGGCUGCCAAGAACAUCCUCCACCUGAUGAGAGAGACGCACUCAGGGGCCAGCAAAAGGGACGGUGAGGCGGCGGCGGGCCGGCCGGUGAUGCUGGUGGGCAACAAGCAGGACCUGUGCCACAUGCGGGAGGUCGACCACGAGGAGGGCCAGCGCCUCGCCGCCGACCACCGCUGCGGCUUCCUGGAGCUGUCGGCGGCGGAGCACAGCCAGGAGGUGGCGCUGGUGUUCUCCAAGGUGGUGCAGAGCGUCUGCGCGGGCAGCAAGGCCAAGGAACGCCGCCGCCGGCCCAGUGGCUCCAAGUCCAUGGCCAAGCUCAUCAACAACGUCUUCGGGAAGAGGAGGAAGUCGGUGUGAGCCCACCCUUCUCCGCCCAGGUCCAGGGUUCAACGUCAGUUGGGGUUUGAACCCAGUGGUCGUCGGGACGAGACCCAAAAGUUGGUCACGCCGUGAAACAGGUGUGGGAAUCCCCUGAUGUAGACGUUCUAGAAUUAAACUCCACUGCCCUGUGUCAACCUGUUGCCUAUGCAGUUGCUUCUGAAUGCUAAUGGUGUUUAUAUUCAAAAAGCAACGCUAAACUCUUAAGGAAAAGCGCGGCCACAGUGCCACCUACAGGUCAUCAAAGUAAUUUGAUCUAUCGUUUGUUUGUGUGGUGAUUGACGCUUGUAUCCAAUACAUCCUCUCACCAGAGGGGGCGCUGUUGCGGUUUCCAUUUAGUGUUUGGUGACAAUUUAAGAUUCAUUUAUGUCCGAAUUAAUUUCAUAUUGCUGAGGUAAUAUUCUAUAGCACUUAUUUGACUGAAUCUCUCGCUACAACCCCAAUACUGCUGUGGGUUAAAAACAUACUUUUUAUGCAGUGAUAUUGUCUUGGAAGAGUUAAUUAUAAAUCCUAGUGUGACAUAGGCCUAAUGAACCAAAGUAUUGUGCUUCCCUUUUGGAAGAAUUGAGCGUUGAGGGAUUAUUUCUUUGGCUUUGUUCUGCUCUUUCUCUGGGAUUAAUCGGUCGCGGGUCAGGUCACACCCCUCAGAGUUCGUUCCAUCUGAGGACAAAUCCAACGGGCGAUGAAAGGAACGUAAAUCCCACGGAAUUAUUAUCUGUUCUACUCAUUUUUUGUUGUACAUAGUGGUUGAUCCUUUUACUGAGUUCACAGCAAAUUAUCACAGACAAAGAAUGUGUUACUAUUGGAGUCUGUAACCGAAGGAGCCUGAGAAAGUGAUGAGUGUAAAUAUGUUGGUCCAAGAAUUAAACAGUUCUAUUGCUUGAUACUGUGAGCAUUGUGUGUUAUUCAAUUUUAUACCGUUCAUUAAUGCAAGCACUAUCACAUUUUCAGUCAUCAAAUAUAUAAAACAAUAAGUAAGCAUUCAUGCUAUACAGGGUGACAUAUCCGUUUGUUUAA